Messenger RNA from Penicillium alfredii, 2595 nucleotides. RefSeq lists its product as uncharacterized. The record is from RefSeq and is a predicted model, not a curated record. Bases 1 to 2595 code for a protein of 864 amino acids. Gene Ontology annotation, biological process: nuclear inner membrane organization. The transcript has 3 exons. Lineage: Eukaryota; Fungi; Ascomycota; Eurotiomycetes; Eurotiales; Aspergillaceae. Gene Ontology annotation, cellular component: microtubule organizing center attachment site; chromosome, centromeric core domain; nuclear inner membrane.
AUGGCACCUCUCUUCUCUAAUCGCCUGACCUGCUUUUAUUGUGGGCGACGCUCCACUCAGUCUCUUCGUGGUGUUCGCAAGUUUCGCUGCGAACACUGCGAGGCCGACAAUUAUCUCGACGAGAAUGGAGAAAUCACAGAUCCGCCUGCGACGGAGACUAAUCCAACAGUCCAUGGGCCUGAUGCAUCCAGCCCGCCCUUCGAGACGGCCGAGUUCACAGACUCUGGAUUGUUUUGUUCCACAUGUACUCGCAAUCAGCACCUCUUUACAAGCUCGCUAGCCUCCUAUUUUCCUUCACCAGACGACCCCAUGUACGCCGUCUAUGAACGGGAUUAUCCCGAGUUCCGCAGAGGUCUCGAGGACCGCUACCCACAAGUGUGCGACGUGUGCGAACCUCGAGUCAGACAACGCAUUCGCCAAACUGGAUAUGAAGCCAAGGCAGACCAUCUGCGCCGCAUGAUGGAUCGCAGCCGCGCGAGCAAGGCUGCGAGGCGGGCCCGGAACCGGAAUUGGAGGAGUGUACUCGUUCUCACGGGCGCUCUUGGCUAUUGGAGCAGUGUUGUUGGCCAGUUAGCAUGGGAUGUGAUGAGUGCUUUGACCGCUAUUCAAAUACCAGAGGGCUCCGACACAUCUCCGGUGACGCCUCCGUCUUGGGUCUCUUGCGUGAGGCGGACAGUGGAGAUGCGCCGCGUUCCGGGUCAAUGCGCCUUUGACUUGGCCCCAUCUGCAGGGUUGGCACUUGUCGCCGGUAGUCUUUCGCUCUGGUGGAAUCCAAAAUUGCGCAUGAAGGUAGAAGGAAUAGGUGGUCGAUUUGCCGGUUUGGGAGAGUACUAUAAAGUGCAACUGAUCGCCUUGGUGGUGCGAUGUGUGUUCUGGGCAGUUCUCAAGGACCCAUCGGCCAGCGGUCUCGAGCCUACUUUGCCUCCAGCUUUGCAUAUGUUUAUGAUUAUUUUUACUGUUUUGUCUGUUGGAAUUUCUCGCCGUGUGGUCAAGUACGACACUCGUCCGCUGGUCGAUUGGUCGGAUCAUACUUGGGAAAAUGCUCCCCUUCGUAGUGCUGAAUCGUCACCAGUAUCAGCCGCUCGAAGUAAACCGACCGGCCUCAAGCCCAACCCGAACAUGGAGCGAAUCGGGCACCGGUUUCCAAUCGAGAAGCUGGGCUCUCCUCGGCCUUCUCCCGAGCAAGCGCCUGCCAUCCCUACGCCACCCCCGGAGACUGAUGACAUGGACUGGACACCUUCUACCCAGCAGGAGAUUCGCCCGACUGUGAGCGUUUACCAGCGCAACCAGCCAUCUGUGUUUGAUGGCCCUUCUCCCUUCCACGGAGCUCUUCCGCCUGCUCCAAAACCUCCAGCAUGGAAUCUGCGCACGCAACCCUCGACCAAGCCCCUCGAGCAGGUUGUUGAACGCAAUCCAUUCCACCAAAAUCCUUCUCAACCACCGAGCCAGUGGCAACAUAAAGAUACCACUUCGGAACCCGUUUUUAAACCGCCCAAGUUCUUUCCCAUGAGUGAUCAUGACACUUCUACUGGACUGGAGACAUUGUUUGACCGUGCCUUCACAAUUCAAACGGAUGAUGCUCCUAGGAAUAGGUGGGCUCAGCAAGAACCGAGUCACAGCUCUUAUCCCAGACACGCGCAUAACUUUCUCAUCAUCCAAUAUCUCCGUCUUGGGCUGCUGGUGGUUUCUAUCAGUGCGUGGACUUUGUCUCAGAAUCACCAGCUUUCAAUCCCCGGCAAUUACAUCGAGAUCGGUGCUCUAGGAAGUGCAAGCCUUCUCGCGGGGUUUGCGCUCUUGGAGGCUGCGAAACGGCCGCUGGCACAAUGGAACGGCAUGGAAAUAUUGGUGUAUAUCACGGAGCUCGGGGCGGCAGUUCAUCUGGGAGCCCAUCUGCCAAUGGUCUCCUUUGAGCGAGAGUAUUUUGAUCGGUACGGUAAAUUGCUCUUGAUUUUCAUGGUGGCACAAGAGGUUUUGGGUCUUGUGGCCUUCUAUCGGGUUUCAACCGCCACCAGCGCGGAUGGUCAGUCAUCGGCGCGGCCUGCGUCACAGCAUGCAUCACCCCAGCCGCAACCACCACAGCUAGAUGCUCUUGCCUUGUCUCCAUCAGAGCCGGCCGAUUCUCCAUUUGUACCUCGAUCUUUUGGUUCGCAAUUGUCGGCCCCUCCGCUUUCCUUCUCGUCUACAGCAGGGACAUCCAGCUUCUCUUCAGCGUUGCCUUCUGUGCCGCAAAACCCACAAUACCGACUCUCUUCGUCUCAGUCCCUCAACUCUCUGUCUAGCCACCAAAACAGAAACCCGCACAGCUUUACCAUGAAGUCUCUUAAGGAAAGCGAGCCUUCUUCAGAUUACGAACAAGACUCGGACAGCGAGACCGUUGCCACUACUGCCACCACGCUCACUGAUGCCACUACUCGCAAUAUUCGGUAUGGGCGCAAUCCCAAUCUGGAACACAACCCUCCCUUCUCCCCGAGACGGAGUGAAUUGGGCCCAGGAAUCGGUGGUCUGAGCCUGGAGGAUCGACCUGCGCCUCGCCACAUGACUCGCAGCCAGACGCAGCAGGGACUCAUGGGACGGCGAUUCCCAUCCCGCGCUUAA